CUUGGAUAGGUUCUCCGUCAUAAUCUUUCAGUUUGUACACAGGGGGUUGGCGAGGUAUACGUUUGGUUACUGUGAACAAUUCAUCGGUACAAACUCUGUUGAUAUUUUUUAUCAAACACUCCUCUCAGUUUGGAUAAUUCUCACCAAAUCCCCCUCCUUAAAAUUCAUCUUUAAUUUGUUUUUGUCGCGUAUGGGAAAUGUUUCGCACAGGUUUUCAAACACUUGAGAGACUUUUUCUGACGUCACCUGCAUAGGCGUCAUUUUUAUAUUUUUAUGAUAACUGUUAUUGUAGGUGUCAAGCAAUUCCUGUAAGACGUCCAAGUACCUACGGCUGUUUGUAGCCAUAAAAUACCUCCACAUUCGUGUUUUCAACGUGCAGUUAAAUCUUUCAAUAACAGACGCUAUCAGUUCACUGGCAGUUGCAAAAUUAUUAAUUCCUCGUUUCUUCAUCAACCCCUCAAAGCUUUUGUUAAAGAACUCUUUGCCCGCAUCUGUUUGUAACUUUUCAGGGAUCCUCGACCCCUGUUUUUGUCUUCAAAGCUCUGGCAUAUGCCUGUUUUGAAAAUACAUCGAUGACCGUGAGUAAAUAAUUGUACCCAUCAUUGUGUUCGGUCAAGGCCUGCAUAUCACAAAGGUCUGCCUGGAACUAAUUUAGAGGUUGUGGUACAAACACUCUAUUUCUGACAAAAUGUAUCCUGGCGGGUUUAUGCAGAGUAUACAAAUCCUGUUCCGAUAAAAACCUUUGACCCGUUCUACGUUGACUUUUUUCCCCAUUUCAUCCUGCACGGCUCUGCGUAGUCGUUCCACUCACCCUAAAACUACCGGGAUGUGAGGGCUUAUAAUACACUUUUUUCAUGACAUGUUUCUCAGCCAUGUUUCUGGCUGCCCUCUCUAGGGUUUUUUAAAAAACAACGAGACACAAGCUUCUUUAAAUCGUUUUUUUAUUGACUAUUAACAUACAGCAUUUCUCAAAGUACAGGAGGUUAACGUUGAUUCCACACAUAUGGUAAAUAUCAUCGUGUACUGUUCUCAGUUCAUUCCAGGUAUUCAGAUACAUGUUGUUUUGUACACAAUAACUCAUAACGUCUACAAAUAAAGUGUAAAGAGUAAACAGAUGAGACAUUUUCAUGCAAGAAUCUUUAGUCAUCUCUUUUAUGAUUUUACAAAAGAUAUCAGAUACAGAGCAUUUGUUUACUAUUAGCAAUGUGUCACUUACUAGCUGAUCCCAAUUUUCAACAUUUCGAACAACAUCCAAAAUCUUUUCUAGUCUUGCAACUUCGUCUCUAAAGUAAAAAACAUUGUUACCCACAACAUGGGUGACUCUGUUUUUAAUCACCUGAUCUAAAACGUUGAUUUACUGAUUAACGAUUACACGUUCCUCUACAUAAUUUUGAAGUUUUCUGCAAAAGUUACCCUUUUUUUUAAAUCACUCAAUUCCCUUCCAAAAGUCUGCAACAUAGUUCAUCAGCUUAAUCUUUUUCUUGUCUUGACCGAUCAGAGCGUCGUACAUCUUCUCCAAUUUCUCUCCGAUGCAUCUUGUCUUUUUGAGGUUAUGAAGAAAGGCCUCGGAAGCGCCGUGGACUCUCUAUGCAGACACGUGGAUAUGGUGUGCCUGAAACGCCCAUUGAAUGGCUCUGAUGAAACGAUCUGUCCAGAGCCGUUUCGUCAACUCGUUAUAGUGCCGAUGGAAGAAAUAAUCUGGCAUCUCAUACAGACAUUCGUGUUGUAGCUGGCUCGGGUGAUCAAUAUGACAGCCGUUACAGAUUUCAGAUCUCUACACAGUCAGAACCUUGCUCAACAGGCGAACCACCGCGGCUCUCACUGUGUACAGAAAUAGGUCAGCGAGCACCCCGUCAGGUUUGUCCUCUUUCUUGGGAGAGGGGGGUGGUGAGGCGCUUAGAGUUGAGGAUACUGAGGAAGAAGAAGAAGAAGAAGAAGAGGGCCAGUCAGGGGAGGGAGAUGGUGUUGGAGGAGGUAGAAUCCAGUCAGGGGUCCCCGGUGGUGAAGGUGGGGGUGUCGUAUCGAGGGUAGGACUCCCAACGUGCGGUGGUGCUGCUGCUUCAGGAGCUGUAUCAAGCUCCUGCGACGCUGUUGCAGGGUUCUCUUCUGGGAUCGCAUCCAUGGGACUCCACGGUGUAGACUGACAGUGAGGUGGUGAAGGGAUCUUCGCAUUCCCACCCUUCUCUCUGUGCUUGGGCCACCAGCUAGGAUCAUGAUGCCAUGCAAAACCGACUGGUCAUAGCGUAAAAGGGGUCUCGGCCUCGGAUGGUGCUGCUGCUGUAGGGGUCUCAGCCUCGGAUGGUGCUGCUGCUGCUGCAGGGGUCCCGAUGGUAUCCAGGCUCCCGGGUCGCAGGAUACAAGGGAGAGACAUGGCUUUUCGCAGAAUCAGAGAUGAUUCUGUGCUUUCUGGUUGCGUUAAAAGAGGAACAGACAUGAUUUUUUCUCAGUGUGUGAGUCUGAAGUUGCAGGGGUACCCGUUUUAAGCGGAAUGAAUUACAGGGCGGAGUCAGAGAAGGAGGAGUUGGGGGCGGUGUCUUCUGUAAACAGAGUCUUUUUUAUCAUUAGAAUGUCUCUGUUUUGUAUUUAAGUCACAUUUUUUCCCACAUUUUCCAUUUUCAAAUUCCCUUCACUCACCUUCCCAGCAAGGCUGUUGCGCCAGCAGCAGUGAGGAAAUGAUAAAGUGAUGAGGGCUGAAUAUAUGUCCCUGGAUAUCCCUGAGAUGCCACUGAUUAACACAGUGUGCCGCUGUGCUAGACACUUAAUGGGCUCAGGUAAAUCUCAUAUUAAGUGGCUCUAAAGCAAUGUUUGGUUGCUUGCUAGUCUUCACCUCUGCCCACCCCCUCCUCUCUUGCAUUGCUGUUACAUGAGGUCAGUGCCUGAUUACCCACAGAGAUGAAAGCUUUGCUUUAGAUUGCAUCAGACCUUCUUAAGCUCCAGUUUGGCACCCAGUCUCAAACCCACAGUGCUGUGCAAAUUCAGCUGAGCCAUGGGUCACAAAGUGGGGUUAAUGUUAGAUAGAUAGGAGGCAAAGCCCCAAGACCUGUUUAAGCCUAAUUUCCCAGUAGCUCAUGUCCACAUUUGAAGUUAUCAUUCCAGGGUUGUACUGAGGUCAAGAAAGAAGCCAUAACACACUAUAAAAACUAUAUUAUUAAUGUGAAUGUGCAUUGUUCUUAUGCCUCAACAGAAGGCAGGCAAAUACAAGACUGUACCAUUCUAUCAUUUCAACUUGUAUUCACAAAGUGAAUUUCUGUGGUUCUGGUAGAUAACGUUCAUCUGGUUUAACAUUCAAAUCUUCUUUCAAAAAUAAAUUGCUUGUUAAAACAGAACCAUGAGCAAAUUGUGGAACGAAAGGAUAUUACCAUACAGAAGUCGUUUAAUGAGAUGUCAGGAAACUGUAUACUCCUCAGACCUAAAUUUCUUCCCAUUGGAAGCUGAUUGGGUGCAAUAGUGGGGGACCUAAACUGAGGGAGCUGUAUAUAAAACUUACAAACAAAUAUAAUAACACAUCUGUUGUGUUAUUAUUGAUCUACAGGAAUAUGGCUGAGGGGCAAAUAUGAAAUAUUUUUUCCUGAACGUGAAAUCUUACAUAGUUUUAACUUUUUAGUUUUUAAUGUAAAGCUAAAGAUGCCUCUGCCCAUAAUUCCUAUCUGUACUCCAGGGAACAGGUGGAGACAGUUACAAAACAAUCAUGCAUGUUUAGAAACAGUUUUGUAUUUUCCUGUGUGUUUUGAUUUGUCUCUUCCUGGGCAGGGAGAAGUUUCUGUCCAGUGGUGAUGCAGACACCUGAAAUGAGGUUAGGCAAACAGAGCAAAUGUCUUCUGUCUCACUUUGUGGGAAUUGGGAGACUCUGCUGUAUCAAAGCCCUAAAUUGUGAUUUAGAAUGAUAAACAUGAGCAUCAUUCACAUAAAAUCAAGCCCAGAGCAGCAUUAAACUAAAUGAUGAUAGUAUUAAAAUGUAAAAACAACACAAUUAUGCAAACACAAAACAAGUAUGCCUCCACACACUGUAAGAGUGCAGUUGAAGAAGGGCUACAAUAAUUUCUUUAAUCUCCCAGGGUGAACUGUCAUACUAUAUAAGCCCUCCAACCAGACUGCACACAUGAACAAGCCACGCAAACACAUCCACACAUCUGUCAGUAAAGUGACAGUCUCAGAAUCAGCCAUUAUAAUAUCUGUGAUCACUCCCCCUGGUUUGUGCUCCCAAAAUGCACCACUCUCCCUCCUGAGCCUAAUGCCAUGUGGCAGUGCUGGCACCUCUCUGUCCAAAAGGAUCCAUCAUGUUACACACACACACACACACACACAGACACACACACACACACACACACACACACAAAAAAACCCCUCAAAAGUCUUGCAUAAAUUCAUUUGAUGUGGGAGUUAUUGAGAGUUAUAAAAUCUGAUCCUUUAUCCUGUGAGUGACAUCUGGAGGAAAGUUCUUCCAUAUGGUCUUAAAACCAGCUCUGUUACAUGAUUUACUGAUGGAAAAUACUCAAAUUUGUUGUUCAGGAGGCCAAUUUAAGUCAAAGCAUUGAAACCGAAAACACUGAAGGAUAAAAGCACAGUGUGCUUUUGGUGGAACUAUCUUUUACUAAUCAACUAUUCAAAGGGUCAUUUGAAUAGCUUUAAAAGCUCAACUGUUUACAUUGUGGAUUUUUUCUCAGACUUGAAGGUUUGAAUUAUUUACUCUUCCUACAACUCUCGCCAUCUUCCAGUGCACUGCUUGACUGUGCACUACAUCAUCUCAGUAUGCUCUGUGGAGCACGUCUGUAGGUGCAACUUCCAACAGCACACCUGAGUGGCAAAUGGACAGGUGUGGCGAGGAGUCAUGGCUCGCAUGCUCGUACAGUAAAGAGACUUUGCUAGAGCUACAACCCAUGCAGACUCAGGAGAUGACAUCAAGCCACUUCUACAGUUCAAUGUUGGAUAACAUCCCUCAGGUGCUGAUAAGAACAGCAGAAAGAAACGAGGAAGGAGAGGGGCAUUCGGAAUCGCCUACGGCAGAGAUUCAAUCAGCCACCCCUUCCAUCAUUGAGCAAAAAAGUGGACGCAAGACGGACAUACACAUGUCCCUGGAUUCACCCUCGUGCAAGCAGUAGAGGUGGGCUACUCAUACAACUGGAGUUACAUCCAAUAACUACUAUUUUCCUCGCUAACAGCGACUCCGAUAACACAAAGAUGUGGAAGGUAACGUUACGAGCAUAGCAUGCCAAUUUCUCUGUUAUGUUUUAUAGAAUGGUUAUACUAAAGUGCAGGACUCAGACAAGGGGUAGGGAUAUAAAGAGAUUUAUUGAAGAACGGGGAAGCGGAAGUGGAUGGAGAACAGAGCUGGCAUGUUGCAGGGCUAAUGUGGCAAGCAUCUAUUGUACUCCCACAGGCUGGGACGAUGUUGAACUAAUGUUGUAAUAUUGAGGGACUGUCAAGAGAAAUUUUAUAAACAUUAAGCCUCAUUUGAAGCCAGUGAAAUAACCAGAGUAAUAGGUUGGAUGUUAUGUCCCAAGUGGUUUUCAAACUAACUGGUUCCUGUCCAGUGAUGCUUUGCAGCCUUUCCUUUUGGAAUCCUUCACCUCUAUCCAGUCCUCUAGGCUCAGGUUAUAGCGGUUUCCCUAUGGCUUCUCGUGGUAGGGCAUCUUUCACCUGUUUUUGGAUCUCACAAAGCACAGAGGAGACUUAAUGUAACAUUUCAUCAUUACAUUCUUCAGUAGUGGGGAGUUGUCUUCUCUGAGGCCCAAUAGCUGUGCUAAACUGUGCACAGACUAGGCACUUCUCACCAAAAAACAUAUACUUUGAGUAAUUUGAGAACCCCUUUAUGUACCAACAUCUGUUUACUUCUAAAAUGUUUACUUCUAACAGCAUUCCCCCCUUUGACACAUGAUCUUUACCAUGUGUAAUUUUAGCAUAGCAUGGAAACAGAUAUUUAGGUGCACAUGGUUUGUCAUUAGCGGCGUACCAAACCGUUUUUGUAAGUAGGCUUAUGCCUUUUUCCAAAAUGUUUUUUCUUCUGGUGUUGCUCGGCUUUGCAGGUCUUUCAGGUCCGCCUAUGGUGUUAGUUCCUGUGAAACCCUUGUGAGCUAUGGGGUAGAUGAUGUUAGUUUCGCUGCACAUUUUCCAUUAUUUUUUGUAUGUGCAUCACAUUUGCAUAUGGCUUCUUGUGUGGGAAGUAGCACAGCCUACUGUAGUCAGCUGGGGUGUGUCUUACAGAUUGCUUACAAGAGCAAACUUCAGUUAUUGCUGCAACACAGUCAUGUGGUUCUCCUUAAGCAGCUGGGUUAAGCACAGUACAACUUUUCACAGUUAUAUUUGGCAUUUCCAGCAGAAUUAUAUGAUAUCCUAGCCACCUAGCUGCUGACACAUGAGCUGUCAGAAUGAUAGAACUGCAUGAGGAACCAAAACAUUUAGUUUUCAAUAUCCCACUAAUUAUCUUGCUAAGUUUUUUCCCUGCAUGUUCCUGUAACAAAACUAAUCAUAUAAAACCAUUUUCCUCACAUAGAGUUUACGUGUGAAUGGUUAUGUUGGGGCGGGUAGACCCAAUGUAGAGGCUGUAGUCAAAGCUUGUUAAAAUUUGAUAAAGCUUCUCAGUCCUUUGUCAGUCUAAACCAAGGAGUCAGUAGGUGAGUCAGUCCAUGGAUCAUGUGUCAUGCUCUGCAGAGGCUUGUGCUAUUUUAGCUUAUUCAGGGAUCUGCUGUUUACAGUAGCCUGUCAUGCUGAGGAAAAGCCAUCAUUUGUUUCUUUAUGAGUGGUUUUGGAAUUUUCAAGAUGGCUUCAAUUCUUUAAGGUGAGAGCUACUUCCCAUUUUUUAUUAUUAUUAUUAUUAUUUUUUAGAUUCAAUGGCAAACAACACAAAACAUUACCUCUCAAACCACUGCAAUUUGUUUAAGCUAGCUCUGUGGCCCUGUGCUGCUAAAUAUUGCAGCAGUGCCACUGUCUCUUUCUCACAGGCCUGUUUGUUUAUUUAGUUUUCUCUUUUGAACACACUAUACUGAAAAAUACAUUUGCUAGAUCUAAAACCAACAAGACAACAACAUUUGGCCAUUCUUUGCCAAAUGUUGCAACAGCUUCUUUGUGUCUAUUUCAGAUGCCUCUUUUGUUGGUGAACUAAUCAUUAGAUUAUCUACAUAUAAUAAGAGAGCACUCCACUCAAUAAGGAGCACUCACUGGUAAGGUCAACCCCUUCAGGCUUUCUUGUAAUACCCCAUUGUUUAAGUUGAUAUCGUUCACUCGGAGCUCACUGUAGGUAUGCAUCAUAAGCACGCGUCAAUAGUGUCUGUGUAAUUCAUUCAUUCCUAUUUGGAACCAAUAAACACAUCCGUUUUUUAAAUUAUUUUUUCUUUCUUAAGAUAUGUUCUCUAACAUUGCCAGUAGAGUGAAAAGAGGUAGAAUCAUGUUUUUGUAAUACCGUGAUAUCAUACUGUCACCGUAAAAAUAAAUUUUAGGUCAUAAAGCCCACACCUAACGAGAAGUCAGUGUCAUGGUUUUGGAUUGUCAUUGAUCCUGGUGUCUCACAUCCUGGCCUUUGUCCCUCGUUUAUCUUUUGAUUUGUUGAGGUUCUGGAUCUUUGGAUUUUGUUUUCUCCCUCCUUGGAUUUGGUUUGAACUGCUCACCUGGUUUGCUGAUCCCUGCCUGCCCGACUUCCCCUGUAAGCUUGUGAACUUUAGUAAACUGUUUGUCUGCACCUGCUCUGGCUCCUUAGUCUGCAAUUUGGGUCCUAUUUCCUAUUGCCCUCCUGCUUGACACCAGAAACUUAACAGUACAAUCUGACCAAUCAUGGACACAACAGACUAUUCUGAGGAAGAGCUUGAGGUUAUUCAUGAUCUGAUUUGCCUCCAGGACAUGUGGAGUAAGGCAAGCAAUGUCUUCCACAAAGAGGCAAUCGUCUCCUUGGCACAUGGGAAAUUGUUGACAUUGCCUGGGCCAUGGGAAGCCAUUCCUGAGUGGCUCACAGACUUCCUCGAUGCCCAGGGACCACAGCAUGAGUCCCGGCCUGUUAGCCUCCAGCCUGCACCUCGGUCUAUUACGCUCGGGAUCAUGAGCCUGCAACCUGCCUGUCUUGAGCCGGCCCCCACUCUGAACCCAUACCUGGGCACCCACCUGGCUUUUGCACGUCCUUGCAGCCAUCAGCUUGGUUCCCGGCCUGCUAGCUGCCCGGCUAACCCCCAACCUGCUACACAUCUGCCUGCACCUCAGCCUGCUAGCAUCCAGCCUGCUAGUCUUCAGCCUGAAUCCCGGCCUGCUAGUUCCCAGAUGAUAUCCCUGCAUGCCUACCUCCUGCAUGCUAGUUUGCAUCUGCCCAGCUGCUCGUCCUCACUGCUGCCCAGUGCCUCAGAGACUCAGCUGUCCAGCACUUCAGAGACUCAGCUGUCCAUUGCUUCAGAGCCUUCAUCAGUCCUGCCUGGUGCCCAGUCUGUGGACCAGUCGACUCUUGCUCCUGGUCUCCCAUCAGCAGCCUGGCUGACACCAGUUCCUGCACCGCCGCGCAUCUUCCUGAGCUGCAGCAAUCUUCAGUGGCUGAGCUGCAGUCAUCUCCUGUUCCUCCUGAGCGGAAGCUAUCACCAGUCUCUGAGCUACUGCAAUCACUUAGCUCAGAUCUACAGCCAACAGUUCAGAUCAGAGCCAGAUCAGAAAUACUUUAUUGAUCCCCGAGUUCCUGAGCUGCAGCAGCCCGCUGAACCUCCUAAGCUGCAGCAGCCUGCUGUACCCUCUGCACUGCAACAGUCCCCUGAACUCUCUGUGCUGCAACAGUCCCCUGAACUGUCAGUGCUGCAACAGUCCCCUGAACUCUCUGUGCCGCAGCAACGUCCUGAUCUCUGUGAGCUGCAGCGGCCUCCUGAUCUCUCUGAGCCGCAGCGGCCUCCUGAACUCUCUGAGCUGCAGCAGUUUCCUGACCUACCUGUUUCUGAGGUCCGGCACUCUCCUGGACUUUCUGAGCUGCAACAGAAUCUCUUGAGCUGCAGCGCACUCCUGUCCCUGCUGAGAUGCAGCUGAAUUCAGCCCCUGAUUUGCUGCAAUCUCCUGUUCCUAUGGAGCUGCAGCAAUCACCCCUUCCUGAGCUGCAGCGGUCUCAUGAUCCUGCUAAACUGCAGCAAUCACCCCUUCCUGAGCUGCAGCGGUCUCAUGAUCCUGCUGAACUGCAGCUGCCCUCGGACCCCAUUAAACUGCAGCAGCUGCCUGAAUCUCUGGAGCUGCAGAACACUCCUGACCCUGCUGAACUGCUGAAAUUACUGGCUCCUGAACUGCUGCAGUCACCUGUUCCUGUUAAACUGCAGCAGUCACCAGAUUGUGCUAAGCCUCUGCAGUCUCUUCUUCCUAAACUGCUGCAGUCCCCUGCUUCUGAGGAGUUGCUGCUGAACUCACCAAUAUCUGAGCCGCAGCAGUCUCCUGAUUCCCCUGAGCUGCAGUGGCCUCCUGAACCUGUUGAGCUGCAGCGGUCUCCUGAAUGUCCUGUUUCCCUGGAUCCACCAGCUCUCAGCUCUGCACUCCUGUCCCCGGCCUCCAGUCCUGCUGCCCUGUCACUGGUGCCCUGCUCAGAUUUCCAGUCUUUAGACCCCAGUCUAGGGGUCAAGGGGUUUCGCCUUCGCCGCCGGCCUCCAGAUGGUUUCUGUCCUCACCACUGGCCUCCAAUACGACCUCAGGGUUUUGCCUUUGUCGCUGACUUAAUGAGUUGCUCCGCACAUCUGGUCAUCCCCCGGAACUGCUCAGCCCUUCAGCCCUGCCUCCUGGUUGCCCUCCUUACCAGCUCUGCUUUCCUGUCCUGCCCCCAGGUCGCCCGUCUGAGAUCUUCUGCUUGGCCCUUGAACCAGUUUUACUUGGAGACUGUGUUACCUGGGUUCAAACAGUAUGUUAAGGACCAGACCAGAAAAGACUAUAUCAUGGUCGAGUUUUUUGUAAUGUUAAAGAUGCUUAUGUGUCUAAGUGUAGGCCACCCAUACAACGUUCUGAUACUACAAUCACAAUGUUGUGCACAUGAUCCCAGUGUAUAAGACCAAACUGAAGAGAAGGAAACCAGAAUAGAAAGUGAUACACAAGUGAUACAAGUGAGACAUGGACAAUUGAAAGUAGGGAACAACUAAAAGCCUGUUUUGAUUGGAUGAAUUGGGAAAUCUUUCAGGAGGGUUCACUAGAUGAAAUGGCUACAGUUACAUUAUUUUUUGUGUACAGCUGGUUGUCCCCACAAAGGAGAUAAAAUCUAUGCAAAUAAUGAAUCAUAUGUGACUAGGGAUAUAAAAAUAAAUUCAAUUCAAUAAGAAUGCAUAUAGAUGGAGGGGGAGAUGAGGAGAGAGGUGCAUCAUGGGAAGUCUCCCAGCAGUCUAGGUCUAUAGCAGCAUAACUAAGGGAUGGUUCAGGACUCACCUGAGUCACCCUAACUAUAAGUUU
Messenger RNA from Siniperca chuatsi (mandarin fish), 10371 nucleotides. RefSeq names its product coagulation factor V-like. Bases 7765 to 8982 code for a protein of 405 amino acids. The record is from RefSeq and is a predicted model, not a curated record. The transcript is spliced from 2 exons. NCBI's taxonomy places the organism in Eukaryota, Metazoa, Chordata, Actinopteri, Centrarchiformes, Sinipercidae.